AUGCCGAUUCAUAUUCCGGAGGAAGAAGCUGUUCUCGAUCAAAGCCCGAUUGAACUUGGCGUUCAGUCGGUUCCAUCUACACCGGAUCCCAAUUGGAGAAAUGACCCUAUUCGGAUCAAGCGGAAUCUUAUCGCCUGUCAGCCUAAUGAUAUCAGAAGCGACUGCUUCGAGGAAAUCCAAGAUGAGUGUCGACCUUGGAUGCGAAACGAAGUCGCCCAGUGGCUUCUCGAAGUCGCCGAGCUAGAGGAAUGCUGCGGCUCAGUAUUCCCUGGCGCCGUUCAACUAUUAGAUCGUUAUUUAUCCAAGGUCUCACUUAUGCCUUGUCAACUGCAAGUGACUGCCAUUACAUGUUUGCUUAUUAUUUCAAAAGUUUAUGAUGUGAAUCCAAUUCAAGUAAGAAAAUGCGUCGCUGCCACGGCCCACACGACCACGGCAUCAGAAAUCCGGGAAUUAGAAAUCUCUAUCCUUUGUCAAUUCGGCUGGAAUGUUUCUUGCACCAGCCGGAUCGACAUCUUGUCGCCUUUAAUGACCCUGAUGCGCUUCAAUCAGGAGCGCACCGCACAAAUUACAAAUAGAGCGCGUUUCGUUAUCGACAUUUCGUGCCUCGAGCAGGAGUUGAAUAAAUUUUCGCCUGCUAUCGUGACUGCAGCUUGUAUUUGUUUCAGUCUCCGAGGAAUCCGUCUGAGAGCUCGUCGACAAGACGAUCUCGUCCGCCUCGUCUCCCUUCGACUUGGCUUUCCCCGGCGCGACGUUCACGAGGCACACCAGGCCCUUCAAAACAGCAUAUCUCGUUGGCGUCAGAAUGAGCACAGCACGCCUAACCAGGUUUCAGACGUCUGGUUUUAA
This is a messenger RNA of Oikopleura dioica, 846 nucleotides long. NCBI's taxonomy places the organism in Eukaryota, Metazoa, Chordata, Appendicularia, Copelata, Oikopleuridae. The record is from the annotation of a GenBank genome assembly.